ACUUCCCAAUGCAUUAACUCUACUCAAAACAUUUGUAGGAGCUGGAGUAAAGUCACCUUUGACAACAUUUUCUCUAAGAAAAGGGAAAUCAAUGCCAGGCUUCAGGGUAUUCAACGGGCUCUCUCAAAUCAUCAUUCUAGAUUUCUUGUUGAUCUUGAGAAACAACUGGUUAGAGAAUACCAAAUUAUUUUGAAGAUGGAAGAAGAUUUGUGGUUCAUGAAAUCACGGUCUAAUUGGAUUGUAGAUGGUGACAAGAAUUCAAAAUUCUUUCAUCUCUCUACUAUCAAGCACCGGAACCAUAAUCGCAUCCAUGGUCUUCGUAUCUCUGAUGAGGAAUGGAUCACUGACCCUCAAGGUGUUGCUAACCUAAUUAGGAAUCACUUUAUGCACUUAUUCUCAUUAUCGCUUGACCAUUCCUUUCAUGAUUCCUUUGUCAGUUUGGGUGUGAAUCCGUCUGGUUCCCUUGAUCUUUCUUGUUUAGAGGGUAUCCCAAAUGUCCAGGAGAUUAAAUCUGCUCUCUUUUGUCUUAAAGCAUUUAAAGCUCCUGGCCCUGAUGGUCUUCAUCCUGCUUUCUUUCAAAAAAUGUGGGAGUCAAGGACUGAUUCUUUUACCCCUUCUAGAGGCAUCUGCCAAGGGGAUCCCCUCUCCCCUUAUAUCUUCAUCUUGUGCAUGGAAUAUCUAUCAAUUAAGCUUUCUACUGAUAUGUCUUCUGGUAAAGCUUCUAGGGAAAACUGUCAGUACUUGAAUAAUGUCCUUCAUUUCUUUUGUGAACGCUCUGGUCAGAAAAUCAACAAGGAAAAAUCUAGAAUUUUGUUUUCUAGAAAUGUUGAUUCAAAUACCAGAGACUUGCUUAGUUCCCUCUUGGGAUUUCGCCACACUAAUGAUCUUGGAAAAUAUUUGGGUAUUCCUAUCUCAGCUAAGAAGGCUUCUAAAGACAACUGCAGUUUUAUCUUGGAUAAAAUCCGAGCAAAACUCUCUGGAUGGAAGUCUAAAUUUUUUUCUAUGGCUGGAGAUUGAUCGCAUCUCCAGAAAUUUUAUCUGGGGGGCUAUCUAAUAAAAAUAUCAGGCUAUAUCAAUUACAGAAUAAAGUACAUUGGAUUUUAGUUACCUUUAAGACAAGCUUGUCAUAGCAUUGUUCUACAUUCACUCAAGUUUUUGCACUGCACUCUAUAAAGAGGCAUCCAUAUUCUUGACACCCAACCCUUCCUUUUAGAAAUCCGUUUCACUUUCUUGUGAAAGAUCACUGAUGAUUAAAUCCCAUGCAUAAAAUAACACUCAAGAAUUAUUAUCCAUAACAUCAAAUAGGUCUAUGAGAAAGUUUCAAAUGAACUUGAAAUUCAAUU
Rubroshorea leprosula is the source of this 1343-nucleotide messenger RNA. The record is from the annotation of a GenBank genome assembly. Lineage: Eukaryota; Viridiplantae; Streptophyta; Magnoliopsida; Malvales; Dipterocarpaceae.